ACGUAAUUAUACUCCUCCAAACUUUAACAUGGAACUUUUUCAACCGUUAACGCCAAUCAACACUACAGAAACUACACAUAAUCUUAAUUUUGUUUUAUCAUACACAGAUUUGGCUCCUGAUGGUUAUACACGAAAAGUUUGGACAGUAAAUGACUCGACUACAAUCCAUUGGCACGGAAUAUUUCAAGAGGGAUCUAAUUGGUAUGACGGAGUUGGAGG
Molecule: messenger RNA, 219 nt
Organism: Racocetra persica
Lineage: Eukaryota; Fungi; Glomeromycota; Glomeromycetes; Diversisporales; Gigasporaceae
Source: the annotation of a GenBank genome assembly